UGCAGUUCCAAAGCAAAAAUUUUAAAAUUGCAUUUAAAUUUAUAAAUAAUUAAGUAUAAUGGCAUCUGCACCGCAAAGCAAACGGCAAAAACUAUCCGAACCGCAAUGUGUGGAGGAUAUUGUACCGUUAAACUAUAAGGAACUGGAUAUUAUCGGCACAGGCGCCUAUGGCACAGUUUAUCGGGCACGCGACAAUAUCACCGGGCACUUCGUGGCCAUUAAGAAGGUACGCAUUGCACUCACCGAGAAUGGAGUGAGUGCGUCCACGCUGCGAGAGAUUUCGCUCCUUAAGCAGCUGAAUACAUAUGAUCACGCGAAUAUUGUCAAACUGCUCGACGUAUGCCAGUUCUUGGAACGUGAUGGGAAAUUGUUGAUUCUGCUUGUCUUCGAGCACUUGGAGCAGGAUUUAUCCGACUUGAUAGAAGCCCUGCCACCCUCCGGCAUGUCGCCCACAAAUAUACAGCGCCUAUCGCGUGAGCUACUGACCGGAGUGGACUUUUUGCACGCCCAUCGCAUUAUUCACCGCGAUUUGAAGCCCCAAAAUCUGCUCGUCUCGUCGCAGGGCCAUUUGAAGAUAGCCGAUUUCGGUCUGGCCAAGACCUACGGCAGGGACAUGAAACUCACCUCGGUUGUGGUCACCCUGUGGUAUCGGGCGCCCGAAGUGCUGCUCGCCCAGGGCUACAACAGCUCCGUGGACAUCUGGAGCGCGGCCUGCAUCAUAUUCGAGAUGUUCAAUCGCAAGCCCCUCUUUCCGGGCAACUCCGAAAAGAAUCAACUGGAUCGCAUAUUCGAACUAACCGGACGUCCCACGGAGCAGCAAUGGCCCAAGAGCGUGUCCGUCUCGCGGGAACACUUUCCGCCACGCAGUCGCAAGCGACCCUCCGAUUUCUGUCCGGAUCUCGGCAAAUUCGCCGACAAUUUGCUGGACCAAAUGCUCUCGUAUGAGCUGCACGAGCGUCCCACUGCGCUGGCCUGCUUGGAGCAUGAAUAUUUCCAGGAGGAGCCGUUGUAGAAUCCACUUUGUAAUGGGGCUGAGUAACCCGUCAAUAUCAAGCGAAGCAUUUAAUUCUUUUUGCUAACAUGUUCCUUUAAUUAAUAUGUAUGUAUUUUUUUUUGUAUAUUGUUUAUCAAGCAUAAAUGUAAUUGUUAAUCAACUGCCGUUAAACGAAACUCGAGGAUUCCGAUCCUGUCUAAAAUGUGAUACACAAAGUUCAGGACUAGACUCAUGCUCAGGCAUAUAUAUUAUAUACGAUAUACGAUAUACCCUAUACAAAUGCUAUAUGUCAGAUGCAACUAAUUAUAUUCAAAAUUGCGCUGUUCGUAAUACCUGUACAACACACUAUAUACACAUGUAUAUAUAUUUAGGCAUAACUAUAAUACAUUAUUUUUAUACACAUUUAUAUAUACACAUAUCUAUUUUUUAGUCUUAAUAUACAUAUAUGCUGUAAGCGCAUGAAAAUAUUGCAUUUAAUAAAGAAAUCAAAUUCAAA
Molecule: messenger RNA, 1490 nt
Organism: Drosophila montana
Lineage: Eukaryota; Metazoa; Arthropoda; Insecta; Diptera; Drosophilidae
Gene: Cdk4
Product: Cyclin-dependent kinase 4
Exons: 6
Coding region: 59-1012 (317 amino acids)
Biological process (GO): signal transduction; protein phosphorylation; G1/S transition of mitotic cell cycle
Cellular component (GO): cytoplasm; nucleus; cyclin-dependent protein kinase holoenzyme complex
Molecular function (GO): cyclin-dependent protein serine/threonine kinase activity; cyclin binding; ATP binding
Source: RefSeq, a predicted model, not a curated record